UCUCUCUUCACUACCAUUUUCUUCUUCUUUACCAUUUCUCUUUUCAGUCUUCACUAUUGCUUCUUCUUCUUCUUCUUCUUCAGCGACACCGCUUUCUUUCUAUUUAUAGACUUCUAAAUAUUAGUUUUAUUCGUUUCCUUCCUCUCUUUCCACAUUCAUUUUGAAUGCUUGCCGGAAUUAAAGAGCAAACCAAUUCUUGAUGUCAGAUUAAAGAAAGAAAGAAAAAAUGUCAGUGUACGACGCCGCAUUCGUUAACACAGAGCUGUCGAAGCCAACCUCAAUAUUUGGGCUACGAUUAUGGGUAGUCAUUGGAAUCUUGUUAGGAUCUUUAAUAGUUCUGGCUCUCUUUCUUCUCUCUCUUUGCAUAACCUCUCGCCGUAAAAACAAGAAGACAUUAAAACUGACCGACACUAUCACCCCUCCAAUCUCUAAAGAAAUUCAAGAAAUCGUGCAUUUCCCGACACAGGACAACCACCACCACCACCACCACCAUCAUGCGGUUCAGGUCCCAGAGAUUCAAGUUGAGAUCGGUAAGACGGAGCACCGCGUGGUGUUCUCUGACAGGCCGUCUAGUGGAGAGAGCAGAGGGACUGCUAGUGCGUGUGAGACGGCGUCGUUUGGUAGUGGAAGUGUGGGUCCUGAAGUUUCACAUCUUGGGUGGGGCCGUUGGUAUACUUUGAGAGAGCUUGAAGCUGCUACUAAUGGACUUUGUGAAGAGAAUGUGAUUGGUGAAGGUGGUUAUGGAAUUGUUUAUAGUGGGGUUUUGAGUGAUGGCACUAGAGUUGCUGUUAAGAAUUUGUUGAAUAACAGGGGUCAAGCUGAGAAGGAAUUCAAAGUAGAAGUGGAAGUAAUUGGACGAGUACGGCACAAGAAUCUUGUUAGGUUGCUCGGAUACUGUGUUGAAGGUGCUUACAGGAUGCUCGUCUACGAGUAUGUCGACAAUGGUAAUCUGGAUCAGUGGCUUCAUGGUGACGUUGGAGAUGUUAGCCCUCUUACAUGGGAUAUUCGGAUGAAUAUUAUAUUGGGAACAGCAAAAGGAUUGGCCUACCUUCAUGAGGGUCUUGAACCAAAAGUUGUCCAUCGAGAUGUAAAAUCCAGUAACAUAUUACUGGAUCGCCAAUGGAACCCUAAGGUUUCUGAUUUUGGACUUGCUAAGCUCUUGUGUUCUGAGAGGAGUUAUGUAACAACACGGGUGAUGGGAACAUUUGGUUAUGUUGCACCAGAAUAUGCAUGCACUGGAAUGCUGAACGAGAAGAGUGAUAUUUAUAGCUUUGGUAUAUUAAUCAUGGAGUUAAUUUCUGGGAGAAGUCCUGUUGAUUAUAGUCGACCACAAGGAGAGGUGAAUUUGGUGGACUGGCUAAAAACCAUGGUUGGAAACAGAAAAUCUGAAGAAGUAGUUGAUCCUAAGUUGCCUGAGAUGCCUGCUUCCAAAGCUCUAAAACGUGUUCUUCUGGUUGCUCUUCGAUGUGUUGAUCCUGAUGCUACAAGGAGGCCCAAAAUGGGGCAUGUGAUCCACAUGCUUGAGGCGGAUGACUUGCUAUUUCGUGAUGAACGCCGAAUUGGGAGAGAAUCUUCCAAUUCACGCCAUGAAUACGAACAAGAAAAUCCUGCUGUUGCAAAAUUAGGUGAUAGACAGUUUGGUGAAGGCACUUCAGAUACAAGUGAAGGUGAUAGUAGUAGGAAUCUUCAUCAACAAAGUAGAUGGAGAUAACGUUUCUGGAGGAUUAGGUGAUUUGACUAAUUUAAACACCCCUUAUAAGUUACUGAAGACUUCUUUUUUCCUUUUCUUUUCUUUUCUCUCCUUACUUCUCUUCUCUUCUCUUUUUCCUUUUACUUUUUCUUUCAGUUUUUUACCCUUCAUGUUUAUUGUAUCUUCAAUUGGACGAGAACCAUAUUCUGCAUUGUUUGUGCUUAGCUUUCCUUUGAGUAUCCUAUCCUUACUUCAAUUGGAUAUAAAUGUAAAAUUGAUUGAAAGAAUUCAUUCAUUAUUUUUAUACAAGCCAUUAUUAUUACA
This is a messenger RNA of Ricinus communis (castor bean), 2014 nucleotides long. RefSeq names its product probable serine/threonine-protein kinase At1g01540. The transcript is spliced from 7 exons. The record is from RefSeq and is a predicted model, not a curated record. Gene Ontology annotation, molecular function: ATP binding; protein kinase activity. The coding region runs from base 227 to 1711 and encodes 494 amino acids. Gene Ontology annotation, biological process: protein phosphorylation. Lineage: Eukaryota; Viridiplantae; Streptophyta; Magnoliopsida; Malpighiales; Euphorbiaceae.